AAUUCAAAAUUAUUCAAAAUAUUUUGAAUUAAAUCAUUUUUCAAAAUUAAUUCUUUUCUUAAAAACCGAAAACAAAGUGAGAUGUGUCUCUUCAGCUGUGUAGCGCGUGUUCUCUUUUACACCAGCGGUACCAUUUUGCCGGCUUAUCACACAUUCAAGGCUCUCUCCAAUGGGAUGGAAAAGGAACUCGCGGCCUGGGCCAAGUAUUGGAUUGUGUAUGCCUUCUUCGCAGCUAUCGAGGUGCUGGUCGAUAUGCUUAUCUCGUGGGUUCCACUGUAUGCCAUCACCAAAAUGGCUAUGAUAAUUUGUGUUGUUUUCACGGCGCCAGCUGCCAAUGUGUGGAUUUUUAAUUCAAUCCUGGGUCCACUACUUUUCAAGCGUCAGAAGCAGAUCGAUCAUUUCUUGCAACGAGGCAAGCAGCAGAUGCUAAACGACGUCGUCAGCUGGGGAACGCAGUUUAUCAUCCAAAGCCGUGCCGCCGUGCUUCCCAUUUUCUUUCGACUGCUGAAACAUGAUUCCAUUGAGAAGCGGCAAGAGUCUAAUGUUGCAGACGGUUUAGAGGAAUACGAACUGUUUGAUACUUGUUGUAAUGACAAGGAAUCUGUCCCCAAUAUACAUCCUGACGCCGAAACAGACGCUGAGAGACUGGCUUUAUCGGCCGCCAUGACCCACAUAGCGAUGGCUCACUCGCCUAAGAACUCAUCUUGCGAGCUGGACCUGAAAACGGUCUUGCCUUCGGAAUCAUCCGGAACCUUUCUUAAUCGCUUCGAUCGCAAGCGUUGGUCUUCAUCCUUGUGUUUCUCUAACGCGAAAAAUGAACAAAAAAUGGAUGAAAAUGAAGGUAGACCUCCAAUGGCACUCCCAAUUCAAAAGGAUGAAGUUAACGAUGAAACAGAGAAUCUCCUAGCCAAGUCGCGAAAGGAAGGCAGUGGUCGCACCUUCUGCCAAUUCCUAAAUCGUCGAGACAAUAAAUUGUAAUCAGAUCA
Messenger RNA from Drosophila guanche, 986 nucleotides. RefSeq names its product putative HVA22-like protein g. Gene Ontology annotation, molecular function: microtubule binding. Lineage: Eukaryota; Metazoa; Arthropoda; Insecta; Diptera; Drosophilidae. Gene Ontology annotation, biological process: endoplasmic reticulum tubular network organization. Bases 82 to 978 code for a protein of 298 amino acids. The record is from RefSeq and is a predicted model, not a curated record. Gene Ontology annotation, cellular component: endoplasmic reticulum membrane; endoplasmic reticulum tubular network; cytoplasmic microtubule. The transcript has a single exon.